CGGCUGCGGGGAGCGCGGAGCGCCAGAUCCCGCACCCCGAGGUCUAUGGGGGCGCCCCUCCGCGCCGCCCGGCCGGCCCCACGCCGCGCCCGGAGCCCGCUCCGCCACCAGGAGACGCGGGGGUCGAGCCCCGCAGGCCGCUGCGAGCCCACCUGAGCCGGUCCCCCGCGGCGAUGGAGACCCACUAUCCCGGGAGCGUACCCAAAGGCGGCGCCGGAGGCAGCGUCCCGUGGGAUUUUCUGCCCGGAUUGGGGGGCAAGACCCCGCCGGGAGCCUGCCUGCAGGCGCAGCGCAAGGAGAAGUCGCGCAACGCGGCCCGCUCGCGGCGCGGGAAGGAGAACCUGGAAUUCUUCGAGCUGGCCAAGCUGCUCCCGCUGCCCGGAGCCAUUUCCAGCCAGCUGGACAAGGCGUCCAUCGUGCGCCUUAGCGUCACCUACCUCCGCCUGCGUCGCUUCGCCGCGCUCGGGUCCCCUCCCUGGGGGCUGCGGGCCGCGGGGCCUCCGGCCGGGCUCGCCCCAGGCCGCCGCGGUCCCCUGGCGCUGGUCUCAGAAAUCUUCGAGCAUCACCUGGGCGGCCACAUCCUGCAGUCCCUGGAUGGCUUCGUGUUCGCCCUGAGCCAGGAUGGGAAGUUCCUUUACAUCUCAGAGACCGUCUCCAUCUACCUGGGACUCUCGCAGGUGGAGCUGACGGGCAGCAGCGUCUUCGAUUACAUCCACCCCGGGGACCACUCGGAGGUGCUGGAGCAACUGGGGCUGCGGGGGGCGACCCCGGGGCCCCCCACUCCGCCCUCCGUCCCGUCGUCUUCCUCCUCCUCCAACUCUUCCUCCUCGCUGGCGGACACCCUUGAGAUAGAGUCCAGCCCGGCAGAGGCACCCCGCUGCGCUCAGGCUCAGGAGCGCUCCUUCUUCGUCCGCAUGAAGUCCACGCUCACCAAGAGAGGGCUGCACCUCAAGGCUUCGGGGUACAAGGUCAUCCAUGUGACUGGCCGCCUCCGGGCACGAGCGCUGGGCCUGGUGGCCCUGGGUCACGCGCUGCCACCAGCACCGCUGGCUGAGCUGCCUCUGCACGGCCACACGGUCGUCUUCCGCCUCAGCCUGGGGCUCACCAUCCUUGCCUGUGAGAGCAGGAUCAGCGACCACAUGGAUCUGGGGCCCUCUGAGCUCGUGGGGCGCAGCUGUUACCAGUUUGUUCAUGGGCAGGACGCAGCCAGGAUCCGGCAGAGCCACCUGGACCUGCUGGACAAGGGCCAGGUGACCACCGGCUACUACCGCUGGCUACAGCGCUCGGGCGGCUUCGUGUGGCUGCAGUCCGUGGCCACCGUGGCCGUGAGCGGGAAGAGCCCGGGGGAACGCCAUGUGCUGUGGGUCAGUCAUGUGCUCAGCCAACCUGAGGAUGGCCAGACGCCCUUGGACGCCUUCCAGCUGCCAGCCAGCGUGGCCCAUGAGGAUGUGUCCAGCCCAGAGCCAGAGACCCCAGAGCCUCCCGUGGGAGGGAAGCCGGCAGCCCCCCAGGAGGAGGACCAGAGUCCCCAGCCCCGGGGCAAACGCAUCAAAGCAGAGCCCAGCCCGGGGGACCCACCAGGCCCGGACGACAGCAGCGAGGAGGAUCUUCCAGGUGCCCCAACCCUGCUGCGGCCCGAGUCCACGUCGGUCAUCCGGGCCCUGAAGCAGGACCUGGUGCAGCCGUGGGGGCUGGCACCUCCCGGGGCGCCCCCGCCGCCCCUGCUCCACGCCGGCUUCCUGGCCCCGGUGGUGCGCGGCCUGUGCACGCCGGGCGCCAUCCGCUACGGCCCCACCGAGCUGGGGCUCAUGUACCCCCACCUGCAGCGACCGGGCCCGGGCCUCCCCGAGGCCUUCUACCCGGCCCUGGCCCUGCCCUACGCCGGGCCGCCAGGCACCAGGGCACCGCGCAAGGGGGACUGAGGACUCGGGGGGCCUGAUGUGAGAAUUAAACCUGUCCGGUCUGGGG
Suncus etruscus (white-toothed pygmy shrew) is the source of this 1968-nucleotide messenger RNA. It is a transcript of the gene NPAS1, whose product is annotated as neuronal PAS domain protein 1. Gene Ontology annotation, biological process: regulation of transcription by RNA polymerase II. Bases 174 to 1922 code for a protein of 582 amino acids. The transcript has 12 exons. Lineage: Eukaryota; Metazoa; Chordata; Mammalia; Eulipotyphla; Soricidae. Gene Ontology annotation, molecular function: protein dimerization activity; DNA-binding transcription factor activity, RNA polymerase II-specific; RNA polymerase II transcription regulatory region sequence-specific DNA binding. The record is from RefSeq and is a predicted model, not a curated record.